Colletotrichum chrysophilum is the source of this 1515-nucleotide messenger RNA. RefSeq lists its product as uncharacterized. The transcript has 3 exons. Gene Ontology annotation, molecular function: oxidoreductase activity, acting on the aldehyde or oxo group of donors, NAD or NADP as acceptor. The record is from RefSeq and is a predicted model, not a curated record. The coding region runs from base 1 to 1515 and encodes 504 amino acids. NCBI's taxonomy places the organism in Eukaryota, Fungi, Ascomycota, Sordariomycetes, Glomerellales, Glomerellaceae.
AUGUCUCCGACCCUAUCUCUCGACUUGCAAGCCCCCAAUGGGGUGAAGUACACUCAGCCCACGGGUCUGUUCAUCAACAAUGAAUUUGUCGCAUCCUCUAGCGGCCAGAGCAUUGUCUCAAUUGACCCUGCGACUGAGAAAGAAAUCGCCAAGGUUCAGGCCGCGGACACGACCGACGUGGACAAAGCUGUCAGAGCGGCCUCGGCGGUCAUGAAAAAUGAUUCUUGGAAGAAGCUAUCUGCCUCCGACCGUGGUCUAAAGAUGUCACGUCUUGCCGACCUCAUCGAGCAAAAGCGAGAGCUCUUCGCUACUAUUGAUGCAUGGGAUAACGGAAAGUCGUACAAGGAGGCGAUCGAGGGUGACCUGGUUGAAGCCGUUGGUGUGGUACGCUACUACGCUGGCUGGGCAGACAAGUCGUUUGGCCAGACGAUCAGCACUACCCACGAAAAGUUCGCGUACACCAUCCGUCAGCCUAUUGGUGUGGUAGCCCAGAUCAUCCCCUGGAACUACCCACUAUGCAUGGCCAUCUGGAAGUUAGGCCCGGCCCUGGCUUGUGGUAAUGCGAUCGUCCUUAAACCCGCCGACCAGACUCCUCUGAGUGCUUUGGUUCUGGCUGAGCUUGUUAAGGAAGCUGGUUUCCCUCCAGGUGUCUUCAAUGUUAUCAACGGUGGAAGAGAGACUGGAACAGCCCUUGUUCAGCACCCUCUCGUUGAUAAGGUUGCAUUUACAGGCUCUACGGCUACUGCUGUGGAUAUUAUGGGCAAUGCGGCAAAAACGCUAAAGAACAUUACCCUCGAGACAGGAGGCAAGUCACCUCUUCUUGUGUUUGAAGAUGCUGAGUUGGACCAAGCCGUCAAAUGGUCUCAUUUCGGUAUCAUGUCCAACCAGGGACAGAUUUGUACUGCGACUUCCCGUAUUCUUGUUCAGGAUGGAAUUUACGACAGGUUUAUCAAGAGCUUCUUGGACACAACAAAGAUCGUGAGCAAACUGGGCAACCAGUGGGACACAUCGACAUACCAGGGACCCUUAGUGUCUAAAGCUCAAUACGACCGCGUUCUCCAAUAUAUCGACAUCGGAAAGAAGGAGGGUGCCACUGUUGCUACUGGCGGGGAGCCCACCACCGUCGCCGGCGAUAAGAGCGGAAAGGGCUUCUGGGUAGCCCCCACAGUGUUCACCGAUGUGAAGCCUGCCAUGCGCAUCUUUCGAGAGGAAAUCUUUGGCCCGGUUGUGGUUGUUCUUCGUUUUAAAACAGAAGAAGAGGCUGUUGCUUUGGCCAACGACACUACAUACGGUCUCGGCGCUGCUGCAUUUACGACCGACCUCGAGCGAGCCCACCGCGUUGCCCAGGAAAUCGAAGCUGGUAUGGUUUGGAUCAAUAGUAGUCAGGACUGUGACCCUAGGGUACCAUUUGGAGGUGUCAAGCAGAGUGGUAUUGGCAGGGAAUUGGGGGAGGCCGGAUUGGAAGCAUACACGAACAUCAAGGCUGUUCAUGUGAAUAUGGGAAACAAGCUCUGA